CGAGGCAUCAGCUGAUUUGGUAUGUCAGUUGUGCAGUUCUGACAAAUUUUGGACACAUUCAUUCUACCAAGUAAAACGUGUUUUAUCCUCAGUGUUUAAUCUACACUGACAGUUUACAUCUACAAAGAAGGCAAUAACGCUCGUUCGUCUGCGAUGUUUCACUGACAAAGGCUAGCAUAAGAAAAGCGACCAACUUUUAAACGCUUACUAUGGCCAGCCACCUACGGACAAAGCAACAAUAGGUACACGCUACAAUCCGAAGAAAACCAGCCAGUCCAAUUGUUACUAAUAUGUUAACUCGCUGUGGAAAGGAAUAUCAACCAAGGUGGUAGUUAUGAAAUAUGUCUGAAAGCUCAAGAAAAAGGAAGCACAAGAGGUCCUCCAAAGAAGAGGAAACAUCCAAAGAUCAACAAAAGGGUGAGCGAUCCAAGAGGAGGCCCAAUGAAAACCAACACUCUAGAGAGCAUGCUUCUCCUCCUGUCGAAAAGGAGAAGCGCCAAAUCAAAAAGGCUGUAUACAAACUCCGUAGGCCUACUGGAGAAGAAACAGACAGGAGACAGGUCUCUCAGACAAAUGUGGCCUAUUCAAAGACAAAAAGAACCUCUGCUUCGACCCACAAUGAUUACCCUCAUAAAGUGGAGCCUAAUAUUGCAAGGAAAGAUAAGGUUGACAGUGGGAGUAAAAUAAAGGAAAGGAGACCGUCAAGAUCCCAGGACAUUAGGAAUUCAGACACAGCUCAUCGUAGAGAAGAAAGAGGUUCUAAAUGUAGUUCAGAUAAAAAGUCUUGUCACAUGAGCGCACUUAGAUUAAAGAAGAAGCGAACAAGUCCCGGUAGUAUUUCAGAAGAGCAAAGGAAACGAUGCCGGGAUUUGCUGGAGAGUAAAUGCAAAGAUAUAGAAAUACAGAAGACUCGAAACGAGAGCAAAACAAUAGAGACCAAAGAAAAAAGCCAGACCUCUCCUCACUCCAAGGACUCUAUAAGGGACAAGCAAACAGAGUUAGUCAAAGAGACAAGUCAGGAGUUGUUGGUAAAAGAAAAAGAAAGCUUAGAUACAAAAACAUCCACAGAUUUCACCAGACAACAGUUUUCUAUUUCAACCGAGCCCAAAGUCUCCUUUAAAAUUGCUAAGUCGUCAUAUGCUCGGCCCAAAAUAGCCUCUCCUCCGCGACCUGUACAUUCCAACUUCAAGAUACCAAAGAGGGUUAAGCCAAGGCUCGCGGAGACAAACACAGGUGAGAGGAGUGACGUUACUUCUACAAGCGGGACAGGCACAUGUUCGACUGAGCACACUGUCUCUGAGGCCGCAACAAGCAGCUUUAAACAGCCUCAUAGCUGUGUGGACGUUUCUCGGAGUUUUUUAAAAUCAUUUGAAAAAAAUGAUGAGACUCCAUCUUUGUCAAGUAUCCCCCCCACUACAAGUGAUGCCAUCGCAGCGCCGACAAGUGACCAGAUGCAAGUGGCAGAAGAGCUUCACCUUGCCCGGUCUGAGAGGAGACUAGAGGUGGAUGUAAUGCAGAGCUAUGGAGAGCUCACCUGUAUGGACAUAGACACCCCAGAAGAGAGCGCUACAUAUUCUCUAUGCAAACAGCCUGCUCAGCAAAAUGUAAUCCUUGUUCUGGACACCAACAUUCUUCUCAGUCACUUGGAUUAUGUGAAAAAGAUGCAAUAUCAUGGCCUUGGAGCUUUGGGUUUGCCAAUUGUCCUGAUCCCUUGGGUGGUCCUCCAGGAGCUGGAUUCUCUAAAAAAGGGGAAAGGCCUCACAGAUUCUGUGGCUCAUCUGGCCUGUCCCGCCAUUUCCUACAUUUACAACUCUCUGAAAAAGCGAGAACGACAACUUUGGGGGCAGUCAAUGCAGCAGGCCGCUGAAAGUAACAUUAGUCUGAUGGCUGAGAAUAAUGAUGACAAAGUGCUGCAAUGCUGCCUACAGUAUCAGAGUUUGUACCCAGGCUGUGUUCUCAUCCUGUGCACGAAUGAUAAAAAUCUAUGCAGUAAGUCUGUCCUUAGUGGGGUUAAGGCUUUGAGCAAGAUUGACUUGGAAGCAGAGGUUGAGAGCUCAAGACACAACCUUAACCCCCUACAAAGCACUGUCCUCCAGAGACUUCCCCAAAUGGACUCACCAAUGUCCUCUCCGAGGCCAGGAAGGAGCUGUACACCAGUGGCACCUCGUACUCAAGAACGUCUGUCUUUAUCUCUCCCAGAGGAAGAUCACAGAAGUCCCACAGUGGAAGAGGAGAAAAUAAAUAGAUGUGUCUCUGAGCUUGAAGACUGCCUGCAGGAGGUACUGUCCAAUGUGCUUGAGAUGGAGAUGAAAGCUUCUUAUGAUGACUUGUGGCAAGAGAUCGUCUACUUAAAGCCACCCUGGAAUCUUCUUGACAUUCUCCAUUGUUUGAAAAAGCACUGGAGAGCAGUAUUUGGCUUCAUUGUCCCACGAUCUUUGCUGCAAACAGUUUUAAAUCUUAUUGACUUCUUUAAACGAGAUCAAUCAAGGGACCGUAGUUCUACACUGAUGACUAUCCAAGAAGCAAAGGAGUUUGUUAGGGAAUUUGCCAAAAGGUCAAUCCACGUUCCUCAGGCACUGACCACAAUGGACAACAUCGUCCACAAGCUACAACCUCAGCCUCAAUCAGAUGUCUGUGAUGUUGUAAUGAACGAGGAUGAUGAAGCCAAACAACUUCCUUCCUCUCAUGUCCCUCACCAUGAAGUCUGGGCCAUGUUUGAGAACAUCUGGUGUAAAGUCUGUGAGAUAAGCUUGGAAGUGUUCAAAGCUCUGGCCUUUGAUCCUCACACCAGACUGAGUGCCUUGCCUGUAGGAGGUCCUGCUCCACCACGGGAUGCCGUGGUCUGUCUGAGCCAAAUGUCCUCCAUGGUCUCACAGCUGCUCCAAGCCUUCAUCAGUGUUCUGUCCUCUUCUCCUGGUUUGCAAGAAGUGCAGGUGCUUCUCAGCACGAUCAAAUCCAAUAAGAUGGUUGAUGUUAAUUCCAGACUGGCGGAUACGGACCUACUCAGUUGUUUCUCACAGGAAGACUAUAGAGAGAAGCUAGGACUUGGUGUCAAACAGCUGACAGAGCUAAAGGAGGCACUGGACCACUGUGUUCAGACCACGGAUCAACAUGUCACUCUAAACCUGUAGUGGUCCCCAGAGCAGUGAGACCAGGUUUGGGUCACAGCUCAGGUUUGACUGACAUCACUAGUGCUCAUAUCACAGUCUAUCUCUGAAAGUUAACACCAUGCUAAAUCCUGUCAGUGCUUCGUGUGUUUACAUUGGGCUGAAAAAGUGAUACAAAAGUGAGUUCGUUUCAUAGCCAUCAUUGUUUUGUCCAGCAGAUAUUGAGUACAGAACACUCCAGCUUAUAGCAACUAAUCUGCAACAGGUUUGGUUGUCCAUGCUCCCCAUCCACGACUUAAAGGCCUGUUUUAUUGUUCAUAUUAGUUGUUUCAUAAAAUGCAAUUAUAGUCUUAUUUGUUUCUUCAAUUGUGGUCCAAAAUGUAGUUUGGUUUAUUUAUUAUUUUGUAUUUUCCUGGACCGUACGGAUUUUUUAACAUAUCCAAAAGAUUUUGUUUAUAAAUAAUUCUCAAACUACAUAUUUCUUUGUAAAAGGUAAACCUUUUGAUAAUGCUGCUGUUGCACAUCAACUGUUGCUUAACGCAACAGUAUUUAGCUGUAUGAUAAAAAAAAUAAAAUGGUUUGUCA
Phycodurus eques (leafy seadragon) is the source of this 3692-nucleotide messenger RNA. It is a transcript of the gene swt1, whose product is annotated as SWT1 RNA endoribonuclease homolog. The record is from RefSeq and is a predicted model, not a curated record. NCBI's taxonomy places the organism in Eukaryota, Metazoa, Chordata, Actinopteri, Syngnathiformes, Syngnathidae. Gene Ontology annotation, cellular component: nucleus.